GUUCAUUGACUGCGCGCCGCGCAAUGGCCGCAUGUUCGUGGCCGGUGCACAGUGCAUGUGUGACAGGAGCUACGAGGAGGAGAACGGCGAGGCCGAAGAUACCGGCUAACAUCGAACCCGAGACCCACUGAAAUUUUCUUUGGGUUCCCGGCCGCGAUUGAGGACGCGCCUCGAUCGAACACCGCGAUAAGGAACGCUGGGAUCGUUUGGUCGACUUUUUUCCCUUCUUAGACACCGGACGACGACGUCUUUAUCGUCGCCCCUGAUCCAACCCGAUCCACCAAUCACAGUGUCGAACUUGAUUCCGCGCGAUAAAUCAUCUGUACCAAAGAGACGAGGCGAGAGAACGGAACCGUCAAGAUAGCUAGCACAGUUGGAUCCUCGCGUAUUUCGGACUUAAUGCUCGCGACCAGGUGCGAUUGGUUUGAAUUACUUGCGUGCAGCAGCAGGAGCACCGACAGCAGCAGCAGUAGUAACAAAGUCGAUCGGCGAAAAUGUACCGUUGCUGACGAGAGGCGACGACGACGACAACGACAACGACGGCAGCAGAUUUUGCGUCGCGUUGCAUCGUAUUGCUCGGUCGGGAUCGGCUUGGACGUAUUUAGGCGGCGGGACAGUGUGAAUAUUCAGUCCGCGUUUCCCUUCCUGCUCUCGUCACCGUCGUGCGUUGUUCAGCCAGUGGUGUAAAGGCAGUGAGCGAGAGAUAAGCGGGAGAGGCGGGCAGCUAUAACCGGCAACCACACGGUGGACAUGAUUAUUUCAAAGGAUCUGUUCCUCUUUGGCGACCAAGAUUACCUGCGCCUUCCCAGUAACGAGAAGCGCCAGCCACGGGCAAUGGGCCGACCAAUCAUCAAUGCUCCCAGAGUGGAAAGCUCAGCGUUGCAGUUGGUGUACCCGCUGGAUUCUCGUCCGGUGCAGCUAAUUUUCCGAGGGUUGCAGGUGGUCAAGGAGAAACGAGCACUCCUACGGGAUGUCUCGGGCGUGGUCAAACCCGGCGAACUUUUGGCCGUCAUGGGGCCUUCAGGUUGCGGCAAAACCACAUUGCUGAACUGCCUGACCGGCCGCGUGGGCGUGGAUGGGGGUGAAAUCUGGCUGAAUCGAGAGAGGCUGACGAAAAGAUGGCGCCGAAGGAUCUGCUACGUGCAACAGCAAGACGUUUUCUUCCCAGAUCUCACAUUACGACAGACUCUCGAGUACCAGGCGAGGCUCAGGCUUCCGGACACGUUCUCGCACUCCCAGAAGAUGCAGUGCGUGGACCAUAUCAUCGAGGUCCUCGACCUCGUCGGCUGCCAAGACACCAUUAUCGGGGAUUACACGAAACGGGGUCUCUCUGGCGGCGAGAAGAAGAGGACAAGCAUAGCCUGCGAGCUGCUCACCAAUCCGUCGCUGAUGUUGCUCGACGAGCCGACCAGCGGGCUGGACUCGCAUUCAGCACAGGCGUUGAUUUCACGACUGAAGAAAUACGCGGAGCAGGAGGGCAAGAGCAUCGUGGUGACAGUACAUCAGCCUAGUUCCAGGAUGUUCCACAGCUUCAACAAACUGCUCCUGCUGAGCCGCGGCCAAGUAGCGUACUACGGACCAACCACGAACAUUGGCAGGUUUUUCUCGACGAUAGGGCUGACGUUGUUGCCACACUACAACCCGGCUGACUUUAUACUGGAGCAAAUAAAGGGGCCGGAGGAGGUUCGGGAACGGAUCGUGGCUGCAGCGAGGAACGCGAGACAGGGACCCGACUGCCCGCCGGAACUUCGCCCGGAAUAUAAUCCCAGCCAGCAUCCGCUCUGCGACCAUCUCAUCCAUUAUCACGAGCACCACAUCAGCCACAAUGUGAAAGAAGACGAGGGUCGCACCCUUUGGUUGGACACGCAAAGCCAUACCAGCAGCAGCGCCAGCUCCGCGGACGAAGAUUACGCUUGGCAGUGGCCCACCAGCUUCUGGUCACAAUUCAAAGUAUUAUCAGAACGAAACUUUCAAGAGGCCCGGCCACGGAUGCUGUCUCGUUUGAAUUGGCUGCAAACGAUAGCUCUCGGUCUGCUCGCUGGCCUGCUCUGGCUGAGGCUUCCCAGAACCGAAGCGGCUCUCCACGACAUCCAGGGCUGGAUGUUCUUCAGCACCACGUACUGGAUGCUGUUCGCACACUUCGGUACACUCUCCAGUUUUCCUCCUGAACGCGAGGUAAUCAACAAGGAGCGGCUGUCGGGAUCGUAUCGGCUCUCGGCCUAUUACCUGGCGAAAAUGGUCGGCGAGCUACCUCUUACGAUCACCCUGCCCGCGGUCUACCAUGUCAUUAGUUACCCGAUGUUGGGCUUCCACAGUCCGGCAGUUUUCGUCACCCUGCUGGCGUUCCUCUUGCUGAACACCGUUGUCGCGCAGAGCGUGGGAUUCUUCGUCGGCGCCUGCUGCCUGGACCUCCAGGUGAGCAUUACGGCGUCAGCGCUGUACACGCUCGCCACGCAGCUGCUCGGCGGGUAUUUGGCGACCGCGGUACCGCCGUGGCUCGCGUGGGCCAAAUACGCGAGCAUGGUGCACUACGCCUAUCAGAACAUGCAAAUCCUGGAAUUCGGCGUCGGCGAGCCGAUCACAUGCUCGCAGCCAAGCAAGUUCCCGGAGUGCAGGAACGCCACCACGAUACCAGUGUCGGCCAUCUUGGAGAACCAAGGGAGCAGGGGCUCCGGUCUUCCACUCUGGGCGAACACGGCCGUUCUGCUCGCGUUCCUGGUGAUAUUCCGCACCCUCGGCUACCUGGUCCUCCGCUACUACCGCGUGCCGAAGUGAGCCGGCGUGUCUGGGGAACCAUGAAGACUACUCGCCACACCGUUCCACGAUCGUUGACGGAUCGACGGACGUCGCAGCGACGGUCCCCGCCGCGCCAACGGGAACAACGAAUGAAACCGACGGCCAUCACCCCUCGUUUCGCGUUGCGGGAAAAUAAAAACGUAGCUCGCAGUAUCCGAAGAGAACAGACACAGACAGCGAAAGUUUAUUUUUACAGGAGAAUAGGGUGUUGACUGUACGGGGAGCGUUGCUGAUUGCCUCUGAGAAAACGAUUCUCGCUUUGAAAGGGUCUUGUAGGUGUAAAAUAGAGUACGUUGAUCUGAAGCUGACGUAGAGGAUUUGGAAUGAUUUUGUUCCAUGAUGGUACCUUUAGGUUGUUCGAUUGUCUCGGAACAUUCUGGAAGGUAGCUCGAUUAAUAUCCAUUUAGCAAUUUUGAUGGAUGGUUGCUCUAAGAGCUAUAGAAAAUGUUGGGAAAAGAUGCUAUCGAGGAUCUACUCUCGCCAGAAACGCGUGUCCAUUGGUAAUUCAAAAUACUUUGAGUCGUUUCCUUGGGAGUAGAAGCUAGAAUAGCUACUGAGCCCAGGUAAUAUUCUCAUGAACGAAGCAGGAAGAGAAUAUUCUUGUUAGAGGAUUCAAAUAGUCUAAUAAUAGAGUAUGCAUCAUCCAUUGAAUGCUGCUUUCGAAAUCGAAUGUUCUCGAGAUCAAAGCCCAUCGAUUCUUCCGAUCCCAGAGAAGGAUCCAGCUUCCAGAGGCAGACCAGCAAGUUCGUCGUAGCACUAUUUUAAUUACCGAUUAGCGACUAUUUUUCUUAACCGGUCACACACACCGCCAGAAAACAGUGAAUACCUCUCGCCAGGCCAUGUGAUAGACGAAACGAGAAACGACGGGUGAAAUGGAGUCAAAUUUAGGGGACGAACCGUAGAAGGAAUCGGAGGACGACGACGCGCGCGGGAUCCUCGCAGCGGAGAUGUCCGCGUUUCCGGUGGCGCGGCGGCCGAGACGCGCAUAUCGUCGAACGGAUAUACGAAAUCGCACGCGUAGAGACUCUUUAUAUAUCACGCUGAACGGAGAGGUUGGACAACUUUGGAGUGAAUGGACGCGAGUGAACGGGGAGGCGGAGUGAAUGGGUGACGCGCGACUGGUCGACUCAAUUUCUUUCUACAUUUUGUUUUCGUUUAAUUUUCUUGCGGCAAGAAGGGUAUAAUAGAUAGGGAACAGCGGGACAGGACCCGGGGAAACGAGAUACGUGAGAGAAGUGUGUUUAAACAGAGAACGAAACCAGUGAGAACGUUACUGGAGAGGAGUGAGGGGGGCUGGCUGCGUUUCUGUUUUCUUUUUUUCUUUUUUUUGGGGGAAGAAAAAUCGACGCGGCGUCGGGUCGCCGCAUCACCGACUGAAAAAUAUGAAAAAGAAAUCGCGUUUGUAUACAUAACAUAUAUUACGAAGUACCAUUUCUUACAUUUGCGAACGGAAUAUAGAAAUGCAUAUAUACACGUAUACACGCAAAGGGAGAAUGGGUGGGAGAGAAUGAGAAAAUGUGUGCGAGGGAAGGAGAACACAAUACACACACACGUAGAGGACCGAUCAAUUUUUAGGCUUAGCGGAUACAAGGCAAGGGGUUGGACGUCCAACCCACCCCUAACCCUCGUUUUUUAGCGACUAUCUAGAUGUACACGCGUAUACACAGAGAGGGAACGAGACAAUACGUACCUACACACACGCGCGCGCGCGAAAAUUACACAGAGUACACAUUUCUUUUUACUUUUAUUACUGCAGAAGAGUUGCUACAUUUUAAAGAUAUUCGCCGUAGAUGGUAAGAUAAACUGCUACUAUUCAUUGCUGCUACUACUACUACCACUACUACUACUACUA
This is a messenger RNA of Nomia melanderi (Alkali bee), 4648 nucleotides long. RefSeq names its product ABC transporter G family member E23 (gene E23). Gene Ontology annotation, cellular component: plasma membrane. Lineage: Eukaryota; Metazoa; Arthropoda; Insecta; Hymenoptera; Halictidae. The record is from RefSeq and is a predicted model, not a curated record. Gene Ontology annotation, molecular function: ATP hydrolysis activity; ATP binding; ABC-type transporter activity. Gene Ontology annotation, biological process: transmembrane transport.